AAUGUGUGUGUGUGUGUUCCUGCAGUGCUGACAGUGUCGGACACAGAGGUCGCAGAGGAAACGGUGAUCAGCGACGAGCCGUCUGUUAAGCGUCAGUGUGUGAAGGAAGAAGAAGAAGAUGAUCAGAUGACAGAAACACAAGACACACAGAUACAGGAGAAAGUGGCUCUUCUGAAGCAGCUGGAGGAGGCGAACCGUGAGGUGCAGAAAUACAGACAGCAGUUCCUGAAGAAGGAGCAGGAGGCGGAGGCGUACAGACAGAAGCUGGAGGCCAUCACACGGCAGAGCGUGAAGAAAGCAGCGUGAACCUGACCGGAUCAUUAUCAUUCAUUUACUUCAGUUCUCGUCAUAAAGUGUCUCAGCUGUGGUGCUCGUGUGGCCGACACAGGUUCGAUUCUGACCCACAUCCCACUGGCCUUUGAAUAAAGAGACAAAAGCCCCUCAAAACCAGAAUGAGGAAGGUUUAAUUGUGCUGUAAUGUCAGAUGUCAUGUGUUUGAUCUGCACGUCUGAUCAAAUCCUUCAUCGUCAGACUCGUUUCCUCGCUGAUAAUCAACAUGAAUCUCUUGUGUUUAUAGUUUCCUGCUGCUUGUUGUUUGUGAUGCAUUUUUCAGGAUUUCUGUCAUCUUACUUUUAAAAGACAGCAGCGCUGGAUUUGUUUUCUUUGAGGAGGAUCUGAGCAUCUCUCCAACACCGAUCUGCUGGUUCACAUCUAGACGGCAGAUUAUAACACAUCUUAAACUGAAUAUGCCGAAUAAAUGCACAAUAAAAGGGUUUUACAGUCUGAACCAGCAACAGCAUCUGUGUAUCUGUGCGUCUGUAGAUGAAGUAUUACAGUAUUGGGAAGGUUCUGAGCUCUUCAAACACACAUAUUUCAGAUACGGAUUGGUUUUUGAUUCAUGCCGUAUCAGUGCUCAUAAAGACAGAUGCGUGUUUGGAGGUGCAGAACUAUCAUUCUGAAUCCAAGCGUGUCUUUGUGUAGUUGGUGUGUUUGCGUCAGUGGGCGGCUCCAUCAACAGCAGCUAUAAGAGCAGACUGAGAUCUGAAGCGGCUCAUCCUCGCUGAUCUUCUCUUCCUCUGACAGACGCGAUGCAGGCGCAGGAGUACAUGAUGAGAGGGAAGGAGAUGGUGGAUUUCAUCCAGCAGUAUCUCACACAGAUCCGUGAGCGGCGGGUCGUUCCAGACGUUCAGCCGGGUUUCAUGCGUCCUCUGCUGCCCAGCAGCGCUCCGUAUGAGCCGGAGGACUGGAGCAGCAUCAUGAAGGAUGUGGAGAACAUCAUCCUGCCCGGAGUUGUUCAUUGGCAGAGUCCUCACAUGCAUGCGUAUUUCCCUGCGCUCACCUCAUGGCCGUCUCUGCUGGGUGACAUGCUGGCAGACGCCAUCAACUGCCUCGGCUUCACCUGGGCGUCUAGUCCAGCGUGCACUGAGCUGGAGAUGUGUGUGUUGGACUGGUUGUGUAAAGCGCUCGGGUUGCCAGAUCAUUAUUUACACCAUCAUCCACAGAGCAGCGGAGGAGGAAUCCUGCAGAGUACGGUCAGUGAGUGUACGCUGGUCGCUCUGCUCGCCGCGAGGAAAGACCGAAUCCUGCAGAUGAAGAGUGAAUGCACACACGCCGACACGGACGAGUCAGUGCUGAACUCCAGACUCAUCGCAUACGCCUCCGAUCAGGCUCAUUCGUCAGUGGAGAAGGCCGGUCUGAUCACUCUGGUGAAGAUCAGAUUCCUGGAGACGGACGAGGCGUUUUCUCUGCGUGGAGAAACCCUUCAGCACGCCAUCGAGGAGGACCGCAGGAGAGGAUUUGUGCCUGUGAUGCUGUGUGCGACGCUCGGCUCCACCGGUGUGUGUUCGUUUGACCGUCUGGAUGAGCUCGGUCCUGUCUGUGAGCGUGAGGGUCUCUGGCUGCAUGUGGAUGCGGCGUACGCUGGUUCUGCUCUGCUGUGUCCUGAACUGCGGUAUUUUCUCAACGGAAUUGAGUUUGCCGAUUCAUUCGUCUUCAACCCAUCCAAGUGGAUGAUGGUCCAUUUCGACUGUACGGCGUUCUGGGUGAAGAAUAAGAUGAAGCUGCAGCAGACGUUCACCGUCGACCCGCUUUACCUGAGACACGAGAACUCAGAUGCCACUGACUUCAUGCACUGGCAGAUCUCUCUGAGCCGCCGCUUUCGCUCUCUGAAGCUGUGGUUUGUGAUGCGCUCCUUCGGUCUGAAGAACCUGCAGGAUCACAUUCGACACAGCGUGGAGAUGGCGAAGCUGUUCGAGUCUCUGGUCAGAAACGACACAAACUUCCAGAUCCCAGCGCAGCGUCACCUCGGCCUGGUCGUCUUCUGCUUACGAGCUGGAAACGGAGCGACGCAGGAGUUACUACGCAAACUGACUAAAUCAGGCCAGAUGUUUCUGAUUCCAGCCGCCAUCGGGAACAAACUCAUCAUCCGCUUCGCCGUGACAUCACAGUUCACGAGCGCUCAAGACAUCCAGAGGGACUGGAGCCUGAUCCGGCAGACGGCCAGAGAGGUGCUGCGCUCCUGCACUCUCACACGCCAGCCCAGCGUGAUCUCAGACGAGAGCUGCGAGGAGAACGAGGACGAGCUGAGCCGCAUGCGUCUGGAGCCCAUGAUAGACGAGCGUCUGGUGCGGCAGGGACUGAGACGUGCCACCCGCUCGCUGAGCUGCAGCGCUGAGCUCCCCCCCGCCCGAGCCGAGCGCACGCCGCUGCAGAGAGACGCCCCGCUGGAGCAGAUCCCCGAGCGGCCGGAGCACAGAGCGCAGAAGAGGCUGCUGAAGUUCCACAGCGUGCCCAGUCUGUCGCAGGUGUGGGCGCAGUGUGGCAUGCAGCAGCUCUACCAGCCCUUCAGACGAGGAUGGGUCACCAGCAGAGCCAGCUGCUUCAACUGCUUCCCUCUGGAGACCAGCCCGCUGCCCACCAAAUAACACACACUCACUCACACACACACACACACUCACUCAUACACUCACUCACACACACAC
Sinocyclocheilus grahami is the source of this 2981-nucleotide messenger RNA. RefSeq names its product histidine decarboxylase (gene hdc). The record is from RefSeq and is a predicted model, not a curated record. The transcript has 12 exons. Bases 1089 to 2924 code for a protein of 611 amino acids. Gene Ontology annotation, cellular component: cytoplasm. Gene Ontology annotation, molecular function: histidine decarboxylase activity; pyridoxal phosphate binding. Lineage: Eukaryota; Metazoa; Chordata; Actinopteri; Cypriniformes; Cyprinidae. Gene Ontology annotation, biological process: histamine biosynthetic process; L-histidine catabolic process.